CUGAAUAUAUGAUACUUUUGAUUUUGAUAGUUAUAUGCUACUGAAAUUACAGCUUUUGAUGAAGAAUUUUAGUACGUUCAAUAUUGUUUCUUAGAUGCUGCUUGGGAUCUAUGUAAUUACAACAAAAAUGAACAGAAAAAAAAAGAAAAAAUGUCUUAGUCUAUUGCUAGCAGUAUAUCUGAUAGUGAUAAGAUAGUUUAGUCCCAAAUACCUACGGAGGUUGAACACUUACACGAACCCUCAACUAAGAAGUAAUAUUUUGCCAAAUUAUGUUCCGUAUUUACUUACGUACUUUAAUGUGUACUUAUGCAAAAUAUUGAGAAAAUCAUCGCUAUUGAGGAACAAGGAAACUACUGUUCUCUUCCUCACCACCACUAUACCUAAAAAUUCUUGUCAUAACUUAAAGUUAGAUUAAACAAACCAUUUAUUUUCUUAUGGAAUAGGGGAUUAGUGAAGGCCGUUCAGAUAAUUGUAAGUCUAACUAACGACAUAAGCGGCAGCAGAAAGGCUGUUAUAGAUUUGGAACGAGAAAUUUAUUCUGAGCCUUCUUUGAUAAACAUAAGACUGUGUUAUUUGGACUGUACUCGAGUUUAUCCAAUAUUAUCGGGUUGACUUUGAUGAAAAAACGAAUGGGAAGUUCACAAACUUACGCAAAGCAAAAGAAUUUGAAAACCUCAAGGAUAAAAUCUUGUAAUAACUGCAGGAAAACGAAGCUCAAAUGCGAUAAAAAGCUUCCUUGUUCAAGAUGUUCGCAAAAAAAGGUAGGUGAAACCUGUACAUAUGAGUCUUAUACUGCCAAAGAACGAUGUUCACGUAACGUGGAAUCCCCAACGGAAGAAUUAGCUUACUCCGGUAAGAAUAGUUUAGACAAAAAUCUGGAUAAUGCAAACAAACAGCGAAGCUAUCGCUUGUCAUAUUAUGGAUUAUAUGGUUUAAUGGAUCAGUUUAUGAAAGAGAGCAUUUCCUCUAAUUAUUCUUUUGACUUUGUGUUUAAACCUUUACGUCUUCCUGAAGAUAUAAAAGAUUUCUGCAAACAUGUUCCACCUUUCGAAAUAUGUUUAGUAGUUUGUGACAUCUUCUUCCAAACUUUAGCGAACUGGAUUGAUAUUAUUUCUAAAGACAAGAUAGAAGCGUCCGUACGACGGUUUUUUCAAGACCACUUUGAGGUGAAUGAUUUAAUCUUGCUUUUUUCCACGCUUUCAGCGAUAUUUAAACAAAAUGAAUUGCCGGCGAAUAUUUUGAGUUAUUGCGAAAGUACACAUUGUACGAGGGAGCAAUUAGCAGAAGAAUACUAUGGAAAAGCCGAAAAACUUAUUAUGUUGAAUGAUUUACUUCGUAACCCCAAAUCCAUUGAAACAUUGCAGCACCUUGCUCUUCAUGCAGCGUUGGAAGUUACUAGUCCUGCACCUGAAACUAUUGUCAAUUUAACAAGGGCUAUAUAUUAUCUCAAUUCUAUGAAUACAAGGGGAUUUUUAAGUGAAAAAAAUAGCGAAGAGCUUUGGAAAUUGAUGUUGUCUGUAAAGAAGUUGGAUGCUUUAUACUGUAUUUUCUUCCAUGGUUCUCCCUUUAUGCAACAUGACGUCGUGAAGAUACAGUUGUUGCGAUUCGAUAAUUGUUUCACAGAAAAUGCUUACGAACAGUUGCUUAGCGAAGUCUGUGAUGAGGGUUUGAAUAUAUGUAAGAAUACCAGUUGUUUAUCUGCUGAGGAAUACCUUUUGAAUAUCAACAAAGUUGAAGUGAAUUUGUCUUUAUUAUCGAUGGAAAUUGACUUGAAGGCUCAUUCUCCAUUGCAUCCGAUAUCGAAAUUCCAAUGUUUUUUUCUUAAAUCUGUGUUAUGGACGACCAAAGGGAUACUAUACCUGCCUGUUAUAAGUCUCAAUGAUCAAAGUUUGGAGGAAACGAUAGUAUUGAAAGAUAAACUAGCAGAAUCAUCAAUCUAUAAAUUUCGGUUAAUUACGGAUUCAAUCCAGAAAAUCAUAGAGGUUGGUCUGCAAAAUUUUUACUUCUUUGAGGCCCUGAAGAGCGUAUUUACACUUAUAGUUUGUCGUAACGAAAAUUAUACAUACAAAGACGAAUUGUUCGAUUCACUGAAUGUGCUAAAAGGACUAGCACCAGAACUAGGUCUAAGCUUUUCUGUAAAGAUAAUCGAUGAGUUAAUACAUUUUAUAAACUUUGUUUAUCAGAAGGAUCGCAAUGAAGUUGAUGGUCAUGAAGGAAUGAAUGAUACUGAAAUUAAUAACUUCUGCGAAUUCCUCGUGUCGAAUUACUAUGAAAAUCCGUUUUUCUUUUAAGAUCUUUUUACUUGUUGUUACUUAAUUAUAGGAAUCUCUACACAACCUACAUAGAAAAUUGGAAUUUUGGUGCUUGAAAUUAUUAUCAUGACACUAACUGUACAUUACUUUAAGUUUUUUGAUUUGUUAAUACUUAAUAUUUAAAAGAAAAUUUUUCUAAUGAUCCUUUUAUUUUGUUUUUGA
Molecule: messenger RNA, 2474 nt
Organism: Schizosaccharomyces octosporus yFS286
Lineage: Eukaryota; Fungi; Ascomycota; Schizosaccharomycetes; Schizosaccharomycetales; Schizosaccharomycetaceae
Exons: 1
Coding region: 618-2291 (557 amino acids)
Biological process (GO): regulation of DNA-templated transcription
Molecular function (GO): zinc ion binding; DNA-binding transcription factor activity, RNA polymerase II-specific
Source: RefSeq, a predicted model, not a curated record